CCCUUGAAGCUAGAAAGGCAGGCCUAAAGUGAGUAGGAGCAUUCUGAGAAAUGGAAACUUAAAAAAGGCGGCAACCUUCUAGUUUCAUUCUCAGAAAUACCAAAGCAGCCUUUUUCCUGGGCUUGUUUUUCUGCAGAGAGCUCAGAUUUGAGAGCCAUUUCUAGCCUUUGAGAGUUACCACUGUCUUCAGCCAAACUGCAGGGACUCCUAAGUAUAUCAGAACUCCUGGAACUUUCUCAUCUUUUCAGCAUCUCAACCCUGUGGAAUCUUUUAAUUCUCAAGUGCUACCAGGACAUUUGCGAUGUACUCUGGAAUCCCUCUGGAAGGAGCUGUCCUCACGGCAUGAAGGAUUAGAGGAGUUAAUAAAUAAGCAAACACAACCUUUCUCCUGGGGAAUUGUGAUCCUCUCUAGAAGCUGGGCUGUGGACCUGAAUUUGCAGGAGAAGUCAGGAGUCAUCUGUGAUGCUCUGCUGAUAGCACAGAACAGCCCUGGUAGGGCCAGGACUACUGCACUUGCACUGCUCUUACACUGAAGCAGAACCUGGUGAACCUGGGGGGCUACACCAGGAAGGUGUGUGUCAGGGCCAAGGUCCUCUGCCUGAGUCCUGAGAGCAGCGCAGAGGCCUUGGAGGCUGCAGUGUCUCUGAUGGAUUACCCCACGUCCUAUAGCCUUGCAGGCACCCAGCACAUGGAAGCCCUGCUGCAGUCCCUCGUGAUUGUCUUGCUUGGCUUCAGGUCUCUCUUGAGUGACCAGCUUGGCUGUGAGGUUUUAAAUCUGCUCACAGCCCAGCAGUAUGAGAUAUUCUCCAGAAGCCUCCACAAGAACAAAGAAUUGUUUGUCCAUGGCUUACUUGGCUCAGGGAAGACCAUCAUGGCCAUGAAGAUCAUGGAGAAGAUCAGGAAUGUGUUUCACUGUGAGGCACAUGGAAUUGUCUACGUUUGUGAAAGUCAGUCUCUGAGGAACUUCAUCAGGUGCAAGUUCAACAUGGAGGCAAAUCACUGCUCCCUGGGUGUGGAUCUAUCUUACCCAGACCUGGUCAUCGAUGUCGGAGAAGUGACUCUUGGAGAAGAAAACAGAAAAAAGUUGCAGAAAACUCAGAGAAACCAAGAGAAGGCGAGAGUUAUACAGGCUGCGUGUGCUUUAUUAAACUCAGGAGGAGGAGUGAUUCGGAUGGAAAUGGCCAACAAGGAUGAGCGUCCCAUAGAGAUGGGACUGGAUUUAGAAGAAUCCUUGAGAAAUCUUAUUCAGGAUCAAUGUUUGCAGGCUUUCUUUGAGACUAAGCAACAAGGAAGGUGUUUUUACAUUUUUGUUAAAUCUUGGAGCGGUGACCCUGUCCCUAAACAUGGUUCUUUCAAUUCCCGCAUUUGCAGCCUUAGUACUUCAUUAUACUGUAGAUCUGGCACCUCUGUGCUUCCCAUGAGUUCAAGACAGGCAUUCGAUUUCCUGAAGACCAAAGAAAGACAGUCCAAAGAUAAUCUGAUUAAUGAAGGGUCUCCACCUAGUAAAAUUAUGAAAGCUGUAUACCAGAACGUAUCUGACUCAAAUCCUGCAUAUAAAGUUUUCCAAACCGACACUAUUGAAUAUGGUGAAAUCCUAUCUUUUCCUGAGUCUCCAUCCAUCGAGUUUAAACAGUUCUCUACAGAAUACAUCCAACAAUAUGUAGAAAAUAUAAUUCCAGAGUACAUCUCUGCAUUUGCAAACACUGAGGGAGGCUAUCUUUUUAUUGGAGUGGAAGAUAAGAGUAGGAAAGUCCUGGGAUGUGCCAAAAACAAAGUUGACCCUAACUCUUUGAAAAAUGUAAUUGCAAGAGCAAUUUCUAAGUUGCCCAUUGUCCAUUUUUGCUUUUCCAAACCUCCGGUAGAGUGCAGCACCAAAAUCAUAGAAGUGUUUCGCGGGAAAGAGUUGUAUGGUUAUCUCUGUGUGAUUAAAGUGAAGGCAUUCUGUUGUGUGGUGUUCUCGGAAGCUCCCAGGUCAUGGAUGGUGAAACAGAAGUAUGUCUGUCCCCUGACAAUUGAGGAAUGGUUAAAGAAAAUGAUGGACGCAGAUCCAGAGUUUCCUCCAGACUUUACUGAGGCCUUUGAGUCUCAGUUGAGUCUAUCUGACAGUCCUUCACUUUGCAGACCAGUGUAUUCUAAGAAAGGUCUGGAACACAAAGCAGAUCUACAACGACAUUUAUUUCCAGUCUCACCAGGACAUUUGCGAUAUACUCCAGAGUCCCUCUGGAAGGAGCUGUCCUCACAGCAUGAAGGGCUAGAGGAGUUAAUAAACAAGCAAGUGCAACCUUUCUCCCAGGGAAUUGUGAUCCUCUCUAGAAGCUGGGCUGUGGACCUGAACUUGCAGGAGAAGCCAGGAGUCAUCUGUGAUGCACUGCUGAUAGCACAGAACAGCACCCCCAUUCUCUACACCGUCCUCAGGGAGCAGGAUGCAGAGGGCCAGGACUACUGCACUCGCACCGCCUUUACUUUGAAGCAGAACCUGGUGAACGUGGGGAGCUACACCGGGAAGGUGUGUGUCAGGGCCAAGGUCCUCUGCCUGAGUCCUGAGAGCAGUGCAGAGGCCUUGGAGGCUGCAGUGUCUCCGAUGGAUUACCCCGCAUCCUAUAGCCUUGCAGGCACCCAGCACAUGGAAGCCCUGCUGCAGUCCCUCGUGAUUGUCUUGCUUGGCUUCAGGUCUCUCUUGAGUGACCAGCUUGGCUGUGAGGUUUUAAAUCUGCUCACAGCCCAGCAGUAUGAGAUAUUCUCCAAAAACCUCCGCAAGAACAGAGAAUUGUUUGUCCAUGGCUUACCUGGCUCAGGGAAGACCAUCAUGGCCAUGAAGAUCAUGGAGAAGAUCAGGAAUGUGUUUCACUGUGAGGCAGAGAGAAUUCUCUAUGUUUGCGAAAACCAGCCUCUGAGGAACUUUAUCAGUGAUAAAAAUAUCUGCCAAGCAGAGACCCGGAAAACUUUCAUGAGAGAAUACUUUGAUCACAUUCAACACAUCAUCAUUGACGAAGCUCAGAAUUUCCGUACUGAAGAUGGGGACUGGUAUGGGAAGGCAAAAACUAUCACUCAGAGAGAAAAAGAUUGUCCAGGAGUUCUCUGGAUCUUUCUGGACUACUUUCAGACCAGCCACUUAAGUCGUAGUGGCCUUCCCCUUCUCUCAGCACAGUAUCCAAGGGAAGAGCUCACCAGAGUAGUCCGCAAUGCAGAUGAAAUAGCCGAGUACAUACAAGAAGAAAUGCAACGAAUCAUAGAAAAUCCUUCAGUUAAUAUCCCCCAUGGGUAUCUGGCAAUUCUCAGUGAAGCUAAAUGGGCUCCAGGUGUUUCAGGUAGCAAAAUAAUUAUUGAAAACUGGACUGUGGAGCAAAUAGUGACCUAUGUGGCAGACACCUGCAGGCUCUUCUUUGAAAGGGGCUAUUCUCUUAAGGAUGUUGCUGUGCUUGUCAGCACCACGAGAGAAGUGGAACGCUAUUGGUAUGAGCUCUUGAAAGCACUGAGGAAGAAAAGGAUUGUGCAUCUCAGUGACGCGUCUGAUAUCUUGGGUGAUCACAUUGUUUUGGACAGUGUCCGGCGAUUCUCAGGCCUGGAAAGGAACAUAGUGUUUGGGAUCCAUCCAAGGACAACUGACCCAGCUAUCUUACCCAAUAUUCUGAUCUGUCUGGCUUCCAGGGCAAAACAACACCUAUAUAUUUUUCUGUGAAGUGACUAGUAUGAAGAACUUCAAACCAAAAUGCUAUGUACAUGUCUAUGGGUGACAGUCUGCUGAUGGUAGAAACCUUUCUUUUUAGUUCACAAGUCGGUUAGAGAUUUGGACAGAGCUGACACAAAGAGUUUGGAGCUCCCCCAUUUCUGGCUCUCCUUUCAGAGAUUCCUCCCCCAGCUCUUUUCACCAGCGGUGGUUGCCCCCCAUUCUGACCCCUGACUCUUCCAGUCAGAAAGAAACUUUAAAGUUUUCUAAAGGAACUUUAGCUGUCCUGCACAAUGCAUAUCUGUGUCUUGCAGUCUGGGUAAAAGCCAUAAAAAUAAGAAACUCAGCCUGUGACCUUUCCUCCAAGGCUGGAGUUCUUUUUUUAUGUGACUUCAUGUAGUUUGUUGCUUUUAAAAAUUUGUCCAGAAUCGUUUUCUGCAGAAGCAUGGUCUGUUAGUAGCUUACAGGCCUAGCAGAAGCAAUUGUUUCCUGAAUUCUUGACAUUUAUCUUUGCUGUAUUCAUUUAGGGCUUGGGAGAGUCCCAAGAUAAUUCAGUCACUGUCAGAGUAAUAAUUUUGUCAGAACAAAGAAUAUCGUUAUGAUUACUUAAUCCUUAAAAUUGUGAUCUCCAGAGCUUGUUCUCAGAAUGACCCAGACCAAGGCUUAAUUGUAAUAGUGAACAUUAAUGGUACCUUUACAGAAAAUUAUAGGCCAAGAGAAAAUCCUGGCUUUUAGUAGAAGUUAAUAUUAGAGACCAAAAUCUGGUUCUGAAGGUGUAUAUCAGCCCUAAGGUGAACGAACUUGGGAAAGAUUGUCUUUAAAAAUCAAUAAGUGUUGGCCGGGCACAGUGGCUUACACCUGUAAUCCCAGCACUUUGGGUGGCUGAGGCAGGUGGAUCACCUGAGGUUAGGUAUUCAAGACCAGCCUGGCCAACAUGGAGAAACCCCGUCUCUACUAAAAAUACAAAAAGUAGCUGGGCGUGGUGGUGCAUGCCUAUAUCCCAGCUACUCAGGAGGCUGAAGCAUGAGAAUCACUUGAAUCUUGGAGGCAGAGGUUGCAAUGAGCUGAGAUCAUGACACUGCACUCCAGCCGGGGCAACAGAGUGAGACUCUGUCUCAAAAAGAAGAAGAAAAAAAGCAGUGAGUUUAUGUUGUUAUGUUGUAACAUCUCAGCUUAGCUCUAUGCAUUAAUCUAUAGCAUACCUACUUAAGUUUUAUGUCAUUCUUGAACUGUGAUUUUUUUUUCUAUCUGCUUUCAUAGUUUGGUGGGCCACUGUUAUGGACUGAAUGUUUGUGUCCCACUCUCACCCCUAAAUUCCCAUGCUGAAGCCCCAGCCUUCAGUGUGUAGCUGGGGCUGCUAAGGAAGUAAUUAAGGUUACACAUAGUCACAGUGGAGAAUCUGAUCUGCCAAGAUUGGUGUCCUUAUAGGGAGAGACCCCAGAGAACUUGUUCCCUUCCUCCCUGUGCACACAGACAAGAGGGCAUAGGAGCACACAGAGAGAUGGCAGCCACCUACAAGCUAGGAGGGGAAGCCUCAUAAUGAACCACCCCCCGCUGGCACCUCUGUCUUGGACUUCCAGCCUCCAGACUGUGAGAAAUAAAUUUCUGUUGGUUCAGCCGCCCAGUCUGUAGUGUUUUGUUAUUGCAGCCUGAGAACACAGCUGUAUGAUCAUUCAUCAAACUAAAAACACUGAUACUUAACAAUGCUAAUGCAAUUACUUAUUUGCUUUUCAGUCUCUACAAAACAUUCUAAAACACUAAUCUAAAUACUAACAAUAAAAUUUUGCAUAACUAAUGAAAAUUAAGAAACUACAUGCCCAGUAUUCCAUUUAUGAGUAAUCCUAUUUGACUGAUUUCCCUCCAUAUUAUAAGUUUUGAACUCUUCUGCCGGUCUUCCUCUUACUUGUGUUAACUCAUGGAAUUGCGGUUAUCUAGCCUUGAAAUUGUAGGCUCUUCUAACUUGAGCAAAAACUGACGGAUCAGCAAAAUAAGGAGAAAAAUAUUUCUUUCUUCUGGUUGCAUUAAAUGAGAUAUAGCCCAGCACCAAAACUCUAUCUUUGUAAAUGUUCUUAGUAAACUCCCUGGUCUUUGGAGUUACUUCAGCCUUUGAGAGUAAUUCUUUAAAAGUCUAAUUCUGACUGGUUGAGUCUCUCUAUAUGAUUUAUUGGCCUAGUAAUAUUUGAAACAGUAUCAUAUUUUAAAAUGUAUAAACACUUAUGAAUUUUUGUUUAGACCAAACAGGAUUACUAAUGCUUUCUUUUUUCAUAUUAACGAGGAAAUGUUUAGCUUAUAUGUUUAUUACAUUUCUGUUUUAAAUAAAAAAUUGAGAGUUUGUGUCUCAUUAAACUGGAAAAAAAAAGGUUCUGUAAAAUAAAUGAUUAAAUGGAGGAAAAGGAGAAGACUGAGGCCAACAACUCCAUGACACAGCCAAAAAUGAGCCAGUAAAAGGUUAAGCAAGAUUAACUUUAAUUUUUGUUUUAAAGAGAAAAGGUCUCACUAUGUUGCCCAGGCUGGGGGGUAGUGGUGUGAUCAUAGUUCACUAUAGCCCUGAACUCCUGGGUUCAAGUGAUCCUCUUGCCUCAGCCUCCCAUUGCUGGGAUUAUAGGCAUGAGCCACUGUGUCAGGCUUAAUUGGGUUUUGAUGGGUGCCUGCCUCUCUCUGUGAUCUGGCUCUAAUCAUACAGGACCUGUUUCAUUAAAGAUCUGAAAAUCUACCCAGCCAUUGUAAAAUGAAACAAAAUGCUUUUAAAAUUUAAAUUAGCCUUUUAUUUUAGUUUAGAAGAACAGAAAAGUUGCAAACAUAGUACAGAAAGUUCCUGUAUACCCUCACUUAGCUCCCUCCUUUUUAAAACAAACAAACAAACAAACAAACAAACAAACAAACCUAGA
Molecule: messenger RNA, 6555 nt
Organism: Piliocolobus tephrosceles (Ugandan red Colobus)
Lineage: Eukaryota; Metazoa; Chordata; Mammalia; Primates; Cercopithecidae
Gene: SLFN13
Product: schlafen family member 13
Exons: 6
Coding region: 647-3679 (1010 amino acids)
Biological process (GO): defense response to virus
Molecular function (GO): tRNA binding
Source: RefSeq, a predicted model, not a curated record